Polyodon spathula (Mississippi paddlefish) is the source of this 3783-nucleotide messenger RNA. RefSeq names its product anoctamin-2-like. Gene Ontology annotation, biological process: chloride transmembrane transport. Gene Ontology annotation, molecular function: chloride channel activity; protein dimerization activity. NCBI's taxonomy places the organism in Eukaryota, Metazoa, Chordata, Actinopteri, Acipenseriformes, Polyodontidae. The transcript has 28 exons. Bases 1 to 3228 code for a protein of 1075 amino acids. The record is from RefSeq and is a predicted model, not a curated record. Gene Ontology annotation, cellular component: plasma membrane.
AUGGAAUUAGCAACCAGAGCCGUUAGCAAAUUAAGCCACUGUACAACGAGGAGCAGAUUGUACACAGUAACGACUCAGCCUCAUCCUUUUAUCAGCCACUCGGCUCAGAACCUUCAACACAACAUGGAAGACAAUUCCAGAGCCAGCGACCCCCCAAUAGACACCGCGCAAGUGGAGUAUCGAGAAGCGGUGGUCGUGGCUGAGAGCGAAUCCUCUUCAAUACACAGUGAACAGUUCAGUACAGUACCGCUACCACAAAACCUCUCUCAGGGCAACUUCAACACAACUGAGUGUUCUUUAAAUGUGUCAGAAUACUUUGAGGACCACCGCAGAGCAGUUCUUAAUAAUUUCAUUGAAGGGAACCAGCCAAACACCAAGAACGGGUUGUACUUUAGAGAUGGGAAGAGGAAAGUGGACUAUGUUUUAGCAUACAACUACAGGACACAUGUCUCUAUAAAGAGCGCCUUGGUUUCCCAGGGACUGGCGGUGAUUUCGAAUGGCAGCACUGUAAAUCCAGAAGGGAAGGCCCAGGUGCAAACCUUACAGUCUUCACAACACGAGCUUGCCGUGGAAGUAGCUCCCCAGGACUUGCUGGAAGAUGAUAGGAGAUGUCGUAGGGAGGCGUUUGAGCGUAACUUGAUGGAGGCUGGGCUCGAGAUCGAAAAGGAUGAGGAGAUCAAAAACCAAGGAAUUGGCUUCGUCCGAAUACAUGCCCCUUGGCACGCUCUGAGUAGAGAAGCAGAAUUCCUCAAAAUAAAGGUGCCCACAAAACAGGUCUAUGAAGUAAAAGAAGACGAUGGCAUUGUAACUGCACUUCAUAAAGUUUGGCACAAGAUCACAAGGCCUUUUGAACCCAAGGUGCAGCACAUGGAAAAUGACACCAAGACCAAGCACAUCUCUUAUGAUUUCACCAGAGAAAAGAUCCACCUAUACAACAUCAAAGACAAGGAGACGUUCUUUGACAAUGCCACGCGGAGUCGAAUAGUCCAUGAAAUCUUGAAGGUCACAGACAGCACCAGAGGACAGUAUGGCAGUAGAGGUAUUGCAGCUUUAAUAGCGAAUGGCACCUACGAUUCAGCCUACCCACUUCAUGAUGGGAACUAUGAAGGUACUGAGGCGAAUGAGCGGAAGCUGCUGCAUGAAGAAUGGGCCAGAUAUGGUGCUUUUUACAAAUACCAGCCGAUUGACCUCAUAAGGAAAUAUUUUGGAGAAAGUAUCGGACUGUACUUUGCAUGGCUAGGCGUGUACACUGAGCUUCUUAUUCCAGCAUCAGUCGUGGGAAUCAUAGUGUUUCUGUAUGGAUGUGCAACAUUGGACACCAACAUACCAAGCCUUGAGAUGUGUGAGUACAACUUUACCAUGUGCCCCCUGUGUGACCAGUACUGUGAUUACUGGAACCUCAGCACAGCCUGCUCCACUGCCAAAGCCAGCCACCUCUUCGACAACCCAGCCACUGUCUUCUUCUCUGUAUUCAUGGCUCUCUGGGCUACCAUGUUUCUAGAGCAUUGGAAGCGGCGACAGAUGAGGCUGUGUUACCAAUGGGAUCUCACUGGGUUGGAGGAGGAGGAGGAGCGAAUAAAGGAGCGUCCACGACCAGAAUAUGAAACAAAACUGUUGCAGAAGAAUCGGAAGAAGAGGAAACAGGGAAAUAGAAAAAAGAGCAAGACUGAGGUAGAGGAAGAGAAUAGGGAUUCUUGCAAAAACAAAUGGAGAAAGAAAGUCCUGUCUACCAUGGGAGAAGAAAACAUGUCACCCACUGAGCAUGAGAAACUGACAUGGAGAGACCGGAUACCCGGCUACUUUAUCGGUCUUUCCUCCAUUUUGUUCAUGUUUGGCCUGACAUUCUCAGCUGUCUUCGGAGUAAUCGUCUACAGGAUAACCACGUCUGCCAUAAUGUCAAUGAGCUCCAAUCCGAGCACCAGGGAAAACGUCCGAAUCACAGUGACUUCCACUGCCGUCAUCAUCAACCUGGUGGUCAUCCUGAUACUGGAUGAGAUUUACGGGGCGGUGGCCAAGUGGCUAACACAAAUUGAGAUUCCUAAAACGGAGAAGUCCUUUGAGGAGCGACUGAUAGUGAAGUCCUUCCUUCUCAAAUUCAUGAACGCUUAUGCACCAAUAUUCUACGUGGCGUUUUUCAAGGGAAGAUUCAUAGGCCGGCCUGGGGACUAUGUUUAUGUUUUCGACAACUACCGGUUGGAGGAGUGCGCUCCUGGAGGCUGUCUGAUGGAGCUUUGCAUACAGCUGAGCAUCAUUAUGCUGGGGAAGCAGCUCAUUCAAAACAACCUCUUUGAAAUCGGCAUCCCGAAGCUAAAGAAAUUGCACAGAAAGCUGAAGGGUAAAGGGACCAAACCUGAAGAAAGCAACACUAACCAGACCCGACCACCCCAGCAAUGGAACCUGGACUAUAACCUGGAACCGUUUACUGGCCUGACCCCGGAGUACAUGGAAAUGAUUAUCCAAUUUGGGUUUGUCACUCUUUUCGUCGCUUCAUUCCCACUGGCUCCUCUGUUUGCUCUUCUGAAUAACAUCAUAGAGAUACGACUUGAUGCCAAGAAGUUUGUAACCGAGCUGAGGAGGCCUAACGCCGUGCGGGCGAAGAGCAUUGGUAUUUGGUACAACAUUCUCAGUGGCAUGGGCAAGUUAUCUGUUAUCAUUAAUGCCUUUGUUAUCUCCUUCACCUCGGAUUUCAUCCCCCGCCUCGUCUACCAGUACUUAUACAGCGAGACUGGCACCAUGCACGGGUUUAUCAACCACACCUUGUCAUACUUCAAUGUCAGCCACUUCAAGCCUGGCUCCGCUCCUGUGUCCUCUGAGUUCCACAAUCAUAUUGGGGUCUGCAGGUACAGGGACUACAGAGAACCACCUUGGUCAUCAAACCCGUACGAGUUCUCCAAGCAGUAUUGGUCUGUGUUGGCUGCGCGUCUUGCCUUCGUCAUCCUGUUUCAGAACCUGGUGAUGCUGCUCAGUGAGGGGCUGGACUGGAUAAUCCCAGACAUCCCUAAGGACAUCAGCGAGCAGAUCAAGAAGGAGAAGACACUGCUGGUGGACGUGUUCCUCAAAGAAGAGCACGAGAAGCUGCAGCUGAUCCAGAACUUCCUCCUGACAGACCGGCCCGCUCAGCCAAAGCCCAACCUGAAGUCCUUAGCCCCCCGGAGCCGAGCGACCAGCCUAUGCCAGUUCAGCCCGAAGAACAAAACUAGCUAUGGCUCCAGGCACACUGACGUGUGAGGUCCCCUCUCCCUGAGAAACGAUUCUGCAGACAGACAUGCAAGAAGCCAGCGGAAAUCUUGGGGGUGGAAGAAAGUUAUUUUCUUCACCGAAGGGCUACAGAACAGACAUUAUUUCGGGUGCAGAAACAUUUUACCAAAUUAACUUUUACUGCUGUAAUGGAUUUUGCACUCUUCCUGUUUUUAUAACAUCAUUUUCUUUUGUCGUGUUAUUGGAUGGCAAGGAAACCUUGCCACGGAGAAUAUUACUGUACUCUUUUCAUGGAUAGCCUGUAACUUGAACCUUAAAUCAGGAAUGUGGUGUGAUAGGAUCAUUAUUAGUUAGUCAGGAGCUUCAUUCUGUCUACGCCAUGUGAUUUUCCUCUGGGGGUAGAAACCGUGUCUUAAUUCCUAUACUUUGUUAACCCUUUGAGUAGUACGAACAUACCGGUACGUUCACUGCUUUCUGGUCCCCAGGGAGUUCGAACAUACUGGUAUGUUCUACAGCUUUAAACUUGAAUUACUGCACCUACAAAACCCCUGAUAAGAUGAUAUUGUAACACAAUGUUUCUAUAAC